Drosophila navojoa is the source of this 2780-nucleotide messenger RNA. It is a transcript of the gene stx, whose product is annotated as ubiquitin-like domain-containing protein stuxnet. The record is from RefSeq and is a predicted model, not a curated record. NCBI's taxonomy places the organism in Eukaryota, Metazoa, Arthropoda, Insecta, Diptera, Drosophilidae. Gene Ontology annotation, cellular component: nucleus. Gene Ontology annotation, molecular function: protein binding.
GCACAACGUCCGGAGAAUACAGUUAUGCAAGCUUUGGAAUCGCUUAACGACUCGCAGGUGAAUGAUUUUCUCAGUGGCAAGACUCCCCUCAAUCUUAGUAUGCGUCUGGGUGAUCACAUGAUGCUUAUUCAGCUGCAACUGAGUACAGUUAAUCCCGCUGGCGGCACUACUGCCGCAACGGCUGCCCUGCCACCUGUGAUGAGCGGCAAUAGUUCAGUUGGCGGCUGUAGUGGCAGUACUAGCUCUUCGCACUCAGCAUCAAGCGGAGCCCUGGGCUGCAUUUAUCCAAGCAGCAGUGUUGGCUCCCAUUUGUCUCAUGCGCGCACCCGUUCCUCCAGCUAUCGACUGGCCAGCGGACGCAUUGGCAACGGCCAUGUGCACAGCCACCAGCAUCCGAGCUUGCAGCACAGCCAUAACCAUUACCACCAUCAUCAUCAUCACCAUCACAAUGCCACGGCAUUGGCCGCCGCUAACGCUGGCGCACCAUCACGAAAGCUCGACCAGGAGCGCUCCGGUAACAACAAAAGCAGUUGCAGCACCACCACCGAAACCACUUCAACCAGCUGCGGCAGCAACAGCAACAACAGUAGCAGCUGCUUGAGUGCUACUGCCGGAGGUAGCCGAAUGGCUGACACUACGGCCGAAAAUGGGCGCGGACAUCAUGUCUUUAAGACGUCCGAUCUCAGCUCGUUCCUUAGCAAGCGCGACUACGAGAGUCUGCAUAAUAUAGUGAAGAGCAUAGCACCACGUGCUGCAGCAGCGGCCGCAGCCGCUGCAGCUAACCAGGCGUCCAGGCAAAAAUCAGCAGCAGGAGUAUCAACGGUACCGUCAAAGCCGCUAGUGGAGCAAUCACCAAUCAAGUCGCUCUCCAAUCUCGUUUCGUCUUCCAUCAAAACGACGGCCAUCAAGAAUAUACACAUUGCCCAAGACUCGGAGAGUACCAGCUCCUUACCUCUUAAUAUUGUUGGCAGCUCCAGUACAACGGCAACCAGCUGUGCUAGCGGUGGCUGCCAGCAAGAUCCGAUAUCUGCAAAGCUUACCUCGUGCUUGUGCACACGCUUGGCAACAGCAUCAGUACCAUCUGUAGCUACAACACCUACAGCAGGUGCAACACCACUGCCUCCACUACCAACAACAACAACAGCACCACCGCCACCAGCAUCAACACCCCCACCAUCAACAGCUGCUUCAAGAACUUUACCCAAUCUCUCCCAAUCUCUUGGAUCUCUCAGUCGUACAUCAAUUUGUUCUGGUACUGGCUCCAAUUCCGGGUCCAGCUGUGUUGUGGAAAAUUCGUUACAUAAGACGGUCAAUAAUCCGAUUACCGUUACACGCUCCAAGCAUAGACACCACCAUCACCACCACCAUCAUCAUCAUCAUUAUCAUCAUGCCGCACUUGCGGCUGCCGCAAGGCUUAAGUGUCAAGAGGCAACUCUCACGAAAAAUGGAACCCCAACUGCAGCUGCGGCUGGCACCACCCGCACUAGUAGCACCGCUGAGUUAGACGAUGCUGGAUUGGCAGUAUCGGAUACUCGUACUUUAGCCGAGGCAUCGCGUAAUCUUACCCAGACGUUGCGAAAACUCUCAAAAGAGGUUUUCACGAAUAAGAUUGACUUGUCUGGCGGUGGAAGUAUGGGUGUCGGCGCCGGUAUUGGGGGCGGCGAAGAAACACCACGAAAAAGUGGCUCCGGCGCUGUCAUUGAAUCGAUGAAGAAUCACGGCAAAGGCAUCUACUCAGGCACAUUCUCAGGCACUCUAAAUCCGGCGCUGCAGGAUCGCUUUGGCCGGCCAAAGCGCGACAUAUCCACAGUGAUACAUAUACUUAACGACCUGUUAAGUGCCACACCUCAAUAUGGUCGUGGCGCGCGUAUCAGUUUUGAGGCACCAUCCGGUAGCAACACUAGCAAAUCCAGCAUUAGCAACAACAAUGGUAGCUAUAGCAGCAACAACGGUUCCCCAAUUGCCAGUUCCACUAAUACUUCUUGUGGCAACGCCGCCGCGGCCAAAACAGCAGCUCCAACAUCAUUGCCCGUCGCACUACAUAAUAGCGUGCGUAGCAAAUUGUACUCGAACAAACCUCACAAUUGCGCCAAAUGUAAAUCUCGCGCCCAACAGCAACAGGCGGCAGCAGUUUUGGCUGCUGGCAACUGUGCUUAUGGCGAAUGCAAUGGCCACUAUUUGGCUAAGGGUGGCAUCUCUGCUGGAAUCGCUGGCAGUCUCAAGUCAUCUACACACGGUUGCUGCAACGAUGCGGAUAUGUCUAGCGAUGGCAGCACUAGCAAUGCCGCAGCGAUGGACAGCUCGAAUGGAUGCAUGUGCCGUAUUCGCGUAGCUAGCGGCGGCGGCGUCGGGCUCGACGACGGGCAACGCGAUCACAUGUGCCAGAAGUGCGUCGCUGACCUGGCCAAUCUAAAAACCAAGUCUAAAUUAGACCAACUACGUCUAGUUAUGCAGCAGCGCAAGCAGAAGCGCGAAGAACGUAAGCUCAAGAGCUCUCCGUACGAUGCCAAUGCAGGAAUUCUGACGGCAACUGUGGAGGCAACGCCGCAAUAUAGCGCUGUAAGUGCGCUGGUGACGACGCCGCUGCCGGCAGUCAAGACCAAGCACAACAGCAACAGCACAGCAACAACAGCAGCAGCUGCUGCUGCUGCGGCUGCGGCUGCAACCACUGCAUCGCCCAGCGAGGUCUCUCCCAAUCAUAUAGUAGAGGAGGUAGAUACGGCCGCAUAAGUAAAACUGCAAUGUGCACCCUUUAUAGCAUUUAUUAGUUUAAAGUUGCA